AUUGUGGAAUGAAAAAGAGUGAUGGCUUGCAAAUUGUAAGAAGGAAAAAGAAAAAAGAAAAGAAAAAAGAAAAGAAGAAAGGUUUUUGCAAAAUGAAGUGAAGGGGUAGAGAGAGCAGCACCACGAUAUACUCAAUUUUUUUCUUUCUGAAAAAUUCAUAGAACAAGAGGAGGAGGAGGAGGAGGAGGAAGAAGAAAAAGAAGAAGAAGAAGGGUUCAACGAUCCAGUGAGAAGGAGAUAUGUCUGACCUAGACCGCCAAAUUGAGCAGUUGAAGAAUUGCGAGCCCCUCAAGGAGUCUGAAGUUAAAGCUCUUUGUCUCAAGGCCAUGGAAAUCCUCGUCGAAGAGAGCAACGUUCAACGAGUUGAUGCCCCCGUUACUAUAUGUGGAGACAUCCAUGGGCAGUUUUAUGACAUGAAAGAGCUUUUUAAAGUCGGAGGCGAUUGUCCGAAGACUAACUACUUGUUUCUUGGCGAUUUUGUUGACAGAGGAUUUUACUCAGUCGAGACAUUUCUAUUACUACUCGCUCUAAAGGUGAGAUAUCCAGAUCGAAUAACUCUUAUCAGAGGGAAUCAUGAAAGCCGUCAAAUCACACAGGUUUAUGGAUUUUAUGAUGAGUGUCUUCGCAAAUAUGGCUCCGUGAAUGUUUGGAGAUACUGUACUGAUAUAUUUGAUUACUUAAGUCUCUCGGCUCUCAUUGAAAACAAGAUAUUUAGCGUCCAUGGUGGUCUGUCUCCUGCCAUAACAACUCUAGAUCAAAUUAGAACAAUUGAUCGGAAGCAAGAAGUACCUCAUGAUGGUGCCAUGUGUGACUUACUGUGGUCUGAUCCUGAAGACAUUGUAGAUGGCUGGGGUUUGAGUCCCCGAGGUGCUGGUUUCCUGUUUGGUGGCAGUGUUGUGACUUCUUUCAACCACACAAACAACAUUGAUUAUAUUUGUCGAGCUCAUCAGUUGGUAAUGGAAGGUUAUAAAUGGAUGUUUAAUAAUCAGAUAGUCACAGUUUGGUCAGCUCCGAAUUAUUGUUACAGAUGUGGUAAUGUAGCUGCUAUACUUCAACUGGAUGAGAACCUUAACAAGCAGUUUUGCGUCUUUGAUGCUGCUCCACAGGAAUCAAGAGGAAACCCUGCGAAGAAACCUGCACCAGAUUACUUCCUCUGAAAUCUCGAAGUGGAGAAGAUAAUGCUCAUCAUUUCGUGGAUGUUCCAAGAAAAAAACGAUAGAAAAAUUAUGGAGUUGCAUGGUGGAGACGAUUGUUCGACACCAUGAGAAUCAAAGCCAUUAGACAUGGGUGAUUCAUUAAGCAGCAAAAGGCUGUGUGAUCUGAUCAGUUAGGAUGGUUGAGUUUAGUUUUUUCUAUUUGUUGUUUGAUGUGUUUACAUGUAAUGAGUGCAUUAGAAAUUUGUGUAAAAGGCAGAUUCCAGGCAUAUGAUUAUUAAUGCCUAAUGAAUGGGGCCUUCCAAAAGGAGGUGCUUCAUGGGAACUUUGUGAGGGGGAAGAUAUCUGAAUUAUAAUGGAUGAAUUAAAAAAGGAAAAAAAAAAAAAAGAAAAAAGAAAAAAGAAAAGAAAAGAAAAGAAAAGAAAAGAAAAGAUGGUUUUGUUGCCACUUUGGACCUAAAGUAAAUGAGACUCCAAAUUCUUUUUCAAGGAUUACUCUCUUUUGGGGCCUUCACCUUCACCUUCA
This is a messenger RNA of Cucumis sativus (cucumber), 1680 nucleotides long. RefSeq names its product serine/threonine-protein phosphatase PP-X isozyme 2. The record is from RefSeq and is a predicted model, not a curated record. Gene Ontology annotation, biological process: peptidyl-serine dephosphorylation; double-strand break repair via homologous recombination. Gene Ontology annotation, molecular function: protein serine/threonine phosphatase activity. The coding region runs from base 240 to 1157 and encodes 305 amino acids. The transcript has 8 exons. NCBI's taxonomy places the organism in Eukaryota, Viridiplantae, Streptophyta, Magnoliopsida, Cucurbitales, Cucurbitaceae. Gene Ontology annotation, cellular component: cytoplasm; nucleus.